AUGGCCGACAUCACCGACCAGCACGACCAGACGUCGCCGACGGACCUCGAUGACGCGCACUCGGUCGGCAACGGCAACGCCGCCGAGAGCCGAGGCGUCAAGCGCCAGCGCCCCUCGGCCGGCGACGACGACGACGACGACGACGAGAAGGGUGGCCGUGAGCGUCGAAAGAUUGAGAUCAAGUUCAUCAGCGACAAAUCCCGUCGCCACAUCACCUUUUCCAAGCGCAAGGCCGGCAUCAUGAAGAAGGCCUACGAGCUCUCCGUCUUGACCGGCACCCAGGUUCUCCUCCUCGUCGUAUCCGAAACCGGUCUCGUGUACACCUUCACCACGCCGAAACUUCAACCGCUCGUCACUAAGGCUGAGGGCAAGAACUUGAUUCAGGCGUGUCUGAACGCGCCCGAGCCUGCGCCCGGCGGCGAAAACGGCGUCGAUGGCGAUCAGGUCGAGUCCCCCGAGGAAUCGGCCGGCCAGCAUCUCCCUCCCCAGGGCGGCCGCCCCGGCAUGCCUCCGAACCCGCACAUGCCGGGCAGCUACAUGCCCAACAUGCCCAUGGAUCCCCAGCAGGCACUCGCGUACCAGAACUACGUGCAACAGCGAAACCAAGCGUACGGCUCGGGACUGCCACCCCAGCCCGGCAUGCCCCCAAACAACCACCAUCAACCUUGA
This is a messenger RNA of Drechmeria coniospora, 669 nucleotides long. RefSeq names its product MADS box protein. The record is from RefSeq and is a predicted model, not a curated record. Lineage: Eukaryota; Fungi; Ascomycota; Sordariomycetes; Hypocreales; Ophiocordycipitaceae. Gene Ontology annotation, biological process: positive regulation of transcription by RNA polymerase II. The transcript has 3 exons. The coding region runs from base 1 to 669 and encodes 222 amino acids. Gene Ontology annotation, molecular function: protein dimerization activity; RNA polymerase II cis-regulatory region sequence-specific DNA binding; DNA-binding transcription factor activity, RNA polymerase II-specific.